Molecule: messenger RNA, 273 nt
Organism: Solanum stenotomum
Lineage: Eukaryota; Viridiplantae; Streptophyta; Magnoliopsida; Solanales; Solanaceae
Exons: 2
Coding region: 1-273 (90 amino acids)
Source: RefSeq, a predicted model, not a curated record
AUGGUACUUGUUCUCAUCUAUGUGGAUGAUAUGUUGAUCACUGGAAGUAGUCUACUUCUAAUUGAAGUAACAAAGGAUCAGUUGAAUCAAACUUUCAAAAUGAAAGACUUGGGAGAGUUAAUGUACUUCUUAGGUAUUGAGUUUGCCAAAUCAAAGCAAGAUUGGGCUUUUUGCCCUCUAACAAGAAGAUCAAUAACUGGUUACUUUGUGCAGUAUGGAGGGUCUCUAGUUUCAUGGAAGUUAAAGAAACAAACAACUGUUUCUAGAAGUUAA